Molecule: messenger RNA, 567 nt
Organism: Pyrus x bretschneideri (Chinese white pear)
Lineage: Eukaryota; Viridiplantae; Streptophyta; Magnoliopsida; Rosales; Rosaceae
Exons: 1
Coding region: 1-567 (188 amino acids)
Source: RefSeq, a predicted model, not a curated record
AUGUUAUACCUGGACCAAUCGUCGACUUCACCGAGCAGGACUGAGGAAGUAGACUUUCCCCAUGACGACGCCUUGGUGAUUUCUGCUCAAUUUGCCUACGCCAUCAUUGAAAGAAUUAUGGUGGACAAUGGUAGCUCAGUUAAUAUCUUACAACUAUCAGUUAUCCAGAAGAUGGGCUUAGAAAGAACGAUUAAACAUAAAGUAGAGGUCUUGACCGGAUUCAACAGACUUACCUCAACUAUCAUUGGCAUAAUCAUGCUCGACGUAGCCAACCUUCCGGUUGUCUCAUCACAGACCUUCAUGAUUGUUAGCGAUGCAUCUCCCUAUACCGGGAUAUUAAGACAACCUUGCCUAGUGAAGAUUGGAGCUGUGACCUCGAUCGAGCAUCAGAAGAUUCGAUUUUGCAUCCCGGGAAGAGUAAUCAGAGAGAUCAAAGGCAACCAAGACAUGUCUCAGCGAUACAUUGUACAAGUUCUCAAUGAGUCAAAGAAGAAUUCUUUCACCCGAGCAGUAGCAAUUGAAGUGGAGAAAAACGAUUCUACCUUCGCUAAACAGCAAUCACAGUAG